ACGACUGAACUGCUCAUCAUGUCUGGACGUGGUAAAGGAGGAAAAUCCAAGGGAAAGGCAAAGAGCCGAUCCAGCCGUGCCGGUCUUCAGUUCCCUGUUGGCCGUAUCCACCGUCUUCUGCGCAAGGGCAACUACGCCGAACGAGUCGGAGCCGGUGCACCCGUGUACUUGGGUGCCGUCCUCGAGUACCUGGCCGCUGAGGUUCUGGAAUUGGCAGGAAACGCUGCCAGAGACAACAAAAAGUCCAGGAUCAUCCCCCGACACUUGCAGCUGGCCAUCCGCAACGACGAGGAAUUGAACAAACUGCUCUCUGGCGUAACCAUUGCCCAGGGUGGUGUUCUUCCCAACAUCCAGGCUGUUCUUCUGCCCAAGAAGACCAAGCAAUCCAGCGCCAAAUAAGCG
Mya arenaria is the source of this 402-nucleotide messenger RNA. Its product is annotated as histone H2A-like. The transcript has a single exon. The coding region runs from base 19 to 399 and encodes 126 amino acids. The record is from RefSeq and is a predicted model, not a curated record. Gene Ontology annotation, cellular component: nucleosome. Lineage: Eukaryota; Metazoa; Mollusca; Bivalvia; Myida; Myidae. Gene Ontology annotation, molecular function: protein heterodimerization activity; structural constituent of chromatin; DNA binding.